AUGACAUACUCUUCAUCUGGCCAAGAUGUGACCUACUUUGAUGUGGACCCUAUUUCUGGAAUCAUAUACCUGAAAGGAAAUCUGUUGACAGAUCCACUACAGCGCAUACAAUACAGUAUCACUGUAACGGCAUCAGAUAAUUUCGUACCGUUGGCAAAAACCGCUCAGUCGACUGUGAUCAUCAGUGUCACGCGUGAUAGCCCCACAGUGUUUGUGCCACCGACAGCUUUGAGCCUCACUAUCCUAGAAACAAUGGCUGUCGACUCAAACUUGACAACCAUUAACCAGAGAAUAGAUGCUUCUGAUGCAGAUUUAAUGGCAAAUGAGUCUCUGGUCUUUGAAUUGAUCGGAACUUCUUUGGGUGCAUAUUACUUCAAUAUUCGCCGAGCGUCACGAACCUCACUGGGCCUCUACAUACAGAACAAUCUCAAGACUGGAUUCAGAAACAUGACUCGAUUUGAGAUGACAAUCAAGGCUUACCAGGCCGGUCGUGAGCGUAACACUGCCUUCAAGACUGUGCUGAUUGAGGUUUUGCGUAACCAGGGACCCCCGCAGUGGACCUUUACUUCCAACGAUGUUCCGAUGCGUGAGGACCACCCACCCUUCACACGGCCAGUUACCCAGGUGCAGGCAACAGACAGAACAGACAAUGACGAAAUCACAUACGGCAUUGUGGGUGAGCAAGUGAACCGCGCCCUCCAGUCUGGGGCCUCAAACUACUUUCAGAUCGAUGAUAAGACUGGCCAGAUCUACCUCACCCAGACUGUCCUCAACACAAACAUCACCGACUUCCUGCUCACUCUGCAGGCCUGUGACAAUGGCAUCCCUGCACGUUGUGUGAACGCCGAUAUAAGGAUCAUAAUUAUCCGCGACAGCUUCCCUCCAAAAUUUGUGUACAACACAGCCAACAGGUUUAUUUUCCAAAUCGAUGAAAAGGCAAACGUGAGCUCAGUUGUUGGUCGCAUUGCCUCUACAGAUGACUCACCAAUAGGUCCCACAGUGUACGAGUUGGUCAAUCCAUCACCAGAGUUCUUCUCACUGAACAGAACUGAUGGAACCAUCACUCUAGUCAAGUCUCUCUUCAACUACCUGGAUGAACAGUACUAUUUCCAAGUGAGAGCUUACGACACUGGUGAACCAGUCUAUGUAGCAAUAGGGGACGUCACUGUGAUUGUCCUUCGUAACGCGGGCCAAGGUCCAGUUUUCUCACUGGACCCGUACUACAGGCAGGUUCAUGAAACAUUCCCAGUUGGUAACCUGCUCAUCGACACAACAGCAAUCGAUAUUGAUGGGGACGUUCUGCUGUACAGCCUGAAUGGAAAUACUGCAGACCUUGACUACUUCUUUGUGGAUCCAGCAGAUGGUGAAAUAUUCCUGAGAUCCUCUCUUGUCAAUCCACCAAAGACACAAUUCUCAUUCCAAAUCCUCGCUAGUGACGAGCGAAGGGUCAAUCCGAAGGUGCGAGCUGCCAGCGUUAUCAUCGAUGUGGACACUGACAGCAGACCGUAUUUCACGAACGGAACAUUGAUACCUGCUCUGCAAGAAACUGCAACGGCAAACACGAUUGUCCACACCCUGGUUGCACAGGAUGAUGAUCUGACAACCAAUGUGACACUCCAGUAUGAGCUGGUUGGCAUUUCGCCAGCAGAGUACAUGUUUGCAGUGAAUAGAACCACUGGAGCAAUUACACUGGUCCGGAGCAUCCGAGGAAGUGGAUUUGACAACAGGAACCAAUAUGUGUUGAGUGUGAUCGCCUACGAUCCAGUCUACCGCACCAAAUCAGCCACUCAGACGCUGACUGUGGACGUAAUUGUAAACCAAGGAACUCCACAAUUUAUACCAGACAACGGAUAUGAAGAAUUUGUCAAUGAGACUGUCAGUCCAGGAUACAAUACUGUCACUGUUUUGGCAAUAGACAGCGAUAAUGAUGAACUGAAAUACACUUUGAUACGCUCGAGCAAUGACUCCACCUCCUGGUUUGCCCUUAUUGACAACAGAAUAGUGACUAAAGAUCAGCUCACUAGGGCCCCACUGAACAAGUACACUCUGACAAUUCAAGUGGAAGAUGGGCGUGGUAAAAAGGCAGAGGCCACUGUUAUCAUCACAAUUGUAAGGAACCCCUCGGACAAGGCGCCUGUAUUCCUUAAUCUUGACCUUGAUACCACAGGCACGGGCAGUGGGUCCGUGUACAGAGCGACCAUUAGGUACGACCAUCAAGUCGGCACCACUGUCUCCAGGAGGCCUUCAGCCAGCGAUGCAGAUUUACAGGGAUCGCUGGUUUAUGAAGCUGUUGCCGACGCAGUUGCUCUUGAGUAUUUUGCUAUAGACAGAAAAAAUGGCCUUGUGUCAUUAAAGAAGAACCUCACCUUGGACAUAUAUGAGUCAGUGCUCUACAGGAUGUACCUGGUGGCAUACGACAGCGCGCGCUCAGCCAACCAGGCUUCAGCCCUUCUGCUGAUCACUGUUGAACGCAAUCCAAGCAGUCCCAGAUUCGUUAACCCCACACUGUCAUUCACUGUGAACGAGAGAGAGCCAAUCGGUUUCAGAAUAAAUCAACUAACUGCAACUGAUCUUGAUGCAAGAGACGUGAUCAGCUACUCUGUUGCUCCCGGUUACACCAAUGGUACGCUGAUGUUCUUCUACCUGAAUGAACAGUCAGUCAUUCUAACAGUGGCCAGCGAUCUGAGGGACAGCAGACCAUAUGGCAACCAGUAUCAGUUCCAAGUGAUCGCCAAUGACCAGGGCAAGCCUCCAAAGUCUGCCUUCUUGUCUGUGACAAUAUUUGUUGAACGAGACGAAUUCCCGCCUUUCUUCUCACCACCUCAGAAGAAUGAGACCAUUACCGACAAGCACCUGACUAAUACGUUUGUGUCAUCAGUGUUUGCAGAUGACAGGGAUCGUAAAGGGACAAUUGUGUAUGAGCUGGUGGGAGAUGGUAAUGCGAUGGCCUACUUCAGCAUUGACAGGGCAACUGGCUUCAUCAACCUGAUCAAGGACAUCAAAACAACAAGGGACACAGUGUUCAGACUUGUGCUGCAGGCAUAUGACUCCUUCUAUCCAACCAACCGUGCCACGAUGUACAUGUAUAUCUUCGUCCAGCGGAACAGUGACAUCAUUGUGUUUGAUACCACCCUGUCAUACUUCGUGGAAGUGAACGAAUACCGGCAGCUCUUUAACGAGAUAUACCGUGUCAGUGCCACUGAUCCAGAUGGGGACAGUGUGAGCUACAGAAUCUCUACCAACCCUCUGGCCCAGGAGUAUUUCUUCAUCGCCACGGAGGGCAAGUUUGGAGUGCUCUACAUUAAGAAAUCACUGUCCCUCAACCAACUGAAUUACACAUACGUGUUCCUGAUCGAGGCAAGGGAUAACCGCCAGUUUGAUACGCAGACCUCAACCAAACAGAUGACAGUCAGGGUGUUGCGUAACCAGAGACCAGUCAUUCUGAACAUUGAAAGGGAGAUCACUGUUGAUGAACGAAGACCGAUUGGAGAACGUAUAUAUGUUAUUGGCGCACGAGAUCCAGACCUUUUGCCCGGGAGUGUUCUUCACUACCAGGUGUACGGAGAGAGCUUAGCGCCCGGCCUGUUUGAGAUCGUUGAUAUCGAGAAAGGAUUCAUCACUGUUGCCAGCAACCUCAUGAGGGAUAAAGCUCCUGCAUAUAAUCUGACAGUGGUCGUGUAUGACUUUGAACUGCCAGACCUGAUGGCUUCCUACACAAUCAGAGUCACCAUGAUCAGGAACGCUAAUGCUCCAGUGUUCACGUCCAAUCCAUACAGAAGUAAUCUUGAAUUGCGGGACCUGCCUGGAAAAAUUGUUGCAACCAUCUCAGCCACUGAUGCUGACAAUGACCGUGUGACGUACAGUUUGGGAAGCAAUCUACCUGAAGUUGCCGACUAUUUCAGGGUGAAUUCUGACAAUGGAAACAUUGUACUACUAAGGACUCUCCCAGCGCGCAGAGAAUCCUUCACAAUCAACGUUCAGGCUCGUGACAACGCUUCCCCAGAAAAGUUUGCACAGUCCUCCGUGGAACUAACCAUCGAAAUUGACCGGUUUGGUCCAGUCUUCGAGCCAGAAAACACCAUCAUCUCCAUGGCAACCGAGGACACUCGACCAGUUGGUACGGUGAUUGGUGCUGUCACAGCCAGGGAUGGUGACAGAAGAGGUCAGAUUGUCUAUGAGGUGGUUGGCGAAUAUCCGGGCGAUAAUUUCUUUGGAGUUAACAGCACAACUGGACAAGUUUACAUCAUAACCAAUCUUAUGGAUGAUGCUCUGGCUAGAUCUUUAUACACUAUCUACAUUGACGCCUAUGACUCCCUCGUGCCUGACAACAGAGCAAGAACUCAAGUACAGAUUACAGUGCUUCGUAACCAAGGUUUCCCAGAGUUUGACAGAGCAAGCUACAAUGAGCAGAUAGACGAGUUCCAUCAGCUUGCUGUCAGUGUGGUCAAUAUAACAGCCCGCGACACACGUGAUAAUGACCAAAUCACUUACAGAAUGAUUGAUGGCUCUCUCAACCAAAUUAAUUCCCAGUUCUUCUACAUUGAGCCAAGCACAGGUGUCAUUUACCUGAGAAAACCACUGACUGAGAGCACAGUCGAUAGCUUUUCGUUCCGUGUUGAAGCGACAGAUGAUGGCCUCCCAGCCAGGUCCCGUGAUGUGAGCGUGGUUUUCAGUGUGAUACGCGUCGGUCUGCCCACCUUCAGCCCACCCUUCGCCAUUGAUGUGCCAGAAGACAAGCCCACUGGGCAGAGUAUAUUCCGAGUGAAUGCACAAAAUCCAAUUUCAGGAAGGAAUCCAUUUCUGCGAUAUGAGCUGAUUGGUUUGCCACCUGCCAACUACUUCUUUGUUAUCAAUCACACAACAGGAGAUAUCUCUGUGAACAGGUCACUCCGAAAUGGUGAUCUCCUUGAGUACAGAUUACAAGUGAAGGUUUAUGAUGAGGCGACGCCCACUCGUGCCUCUUACCAGACCAUCACUGUCAGCGUGCGCAGGAACAUCUACCCACCUAAAAUUGCUGCCGAUGCCUUUGAUGUAAUAGUGUAUGACACUGAUCCAAUUGGAAAGGAGGUUGUCUUGAUCAAUGCCACAGAUGCUGAUAAUGAUCCGCUUGUGUUUACAAUCCUUGGGGAUGCCAGAUGCUUGUCCGCUUUCCGUAUUGAGUCCAGUGUGUACAACUAUGGAGCAAUUUAUGUGAACACUGAUCUUCGAUCUACAACUGGUAAUUUCCAGUGCACUGUACAAGUAUCCGAUGGUGGUUUCCCUGUACCUCAGACAGACACAGCCCUGGUCAACAUCAAUGUGAUACGUGCCCAGCCCCCUGUGUUUGUGCCGCCCCCUGGCAACUAUAUCCGACCAGUGAGGGAGGAUCAGCCUCUCAACUCCAACAUCAUCGACUUGGACGCCCCCAAACCUGAUGCUAGGGGCCAGGUAGUGUAUGAGCUGGUUGGAGAUUUCCCGUCCCCAUACUUCUUCCAAGUGAACCGCACCACUGGGGUCAUCACCCAGACAAAUGACCUCAGAUACGAUAGUCUCGGCACCAAUCCAUAUAUUAUCAAGGUUGUUGCCUACGACUCUGCUGUCCCGUCCGUGAGAUCCACGGCAACAGUUACAGUGAGCGUUGAGCGCAACCUGAACGGGCCGCGGGUGGUGCCACCUUCAGUGACCAUCAAUGCCAGUCAGGACUCACCUGUACACUCGUGGGGAUACCUGGUCAAUGUCACAGACCCAGAUAGUCGAAACCCAACUUGUUCAAUCAUUGGUACUGCUGUUGCCCAAGAGUUCUUCAAGAUUGAUCCCAAGACGUGUCUUAUAACUCUGAGGAAGAGCCUCCUGGAUGACCCGCUCUUCCGUGACAUAUACGAGAUUACUGUAAAAGUGAAUGACAACGGUGUGCCUGAGAAGUUCUCCACAGGUCAGGUGAUUGUUCUGGUGCCUCGCGACCUCCAGAAUCCAGUGCUCAACCUACCAACUACUGUCACUGUGUUGGAGACAGCACUGAUAGGAAGCAAUGUGUUCAAUGUGGAUGCCACAGAUGGUGACCAGAAGGGCAACUUGGUGUACAGGAUAGAAGGCGUGUUCCCGGACAUGAUGUUCUUUAACAUUGAUGCCACUGGUCAGAUCACCCUCAGAAACUCGCUGAUGUCAGACAGUCAACAGGACCAGUCCUACACCGUGGUAGUAGAAGUGUACGAUGACUUCUGGCCCAGCAACAAGCACCAGGGCACGCUAACUGUGAACGUAAACCGCAACCCGAGCUCCCCAGUGUUCAGUCAGCCCAACGGCUACUUCAGAACAAUCAAUGCAGACUUCCCUGUGGGCAAUGUUGUACUCACCGUCAAUGCAACAGACUCUGACCAGAGAAAUCCAUUCCUGCGAUAUGAGCUGAUUGGUUUGCCACCUGCCAACAACUUCUUUGUUAUUAAUUCCACAACAGGAGAUAUCUCUGUGAACAGGUCACUCCGAAAUGAUGAUCUCCUUGAGUACAGAUUACAAGUGAAGGUGUAUGAUGUAACAUAA
This is a messenger RNA of Dreissena polymorpha, 6516 nucleotides long. Its product is annotated as protocadherin Fat 4-like. Gene Ontology annotation, molecular function: calcium ion binding. The transcript is spliced from 41 exons. Gene Ontology annotation, biological process: homophilic cell-cell adhesion. The record is from RefSeq and is a predicted model, not a curated record. Lineage: Eukaryota; Metazoa; Mollusca; Bivalvia; Myida; Dreissenidae. The coding region runs from base 1 to 6516 and encodes 2171 amino acids. Gene Ontology annotation, cellular component: membrane.